Postia placenta MAD-698-R-SB12 is the source of this 420-nucleotide messenger RNA. RefSeq lists its product as hypothetical. Gene Ontology annotation, cellular component: Shu complex. The transcript is spliced from 3 exons. Bases 1 to 420 code for a protein of 139 amino acids. Gene Ontology annotation, molecular function: zinc ion binding. Gene Ontology annotation, biological process: double-strand break repair via homologous recombination. The record is from RefSeq and is a predicted model, not a curated record. Lineage: Eukaryota; Fungi; Basidiomycota; Agaricomycetes; Polyporales; Adustoporiaceae.
AUGACAAUCGUGAGGUGUUCCGUGUUGCAUCCCGGCAGCUUAUGUGAUUACUUGGUGCCAGUGGAUGACUCACUUGAUAAACUGCGAUCUUUCUUUCCUGAAAAUCUUCUUCUCGCAUCCCUGGAUCUUAUCGACCGCGAGUGUGUCAUCAAAUAUCAUUUGCCUUGGGGGCGGACCAUGUACGAAGUCUUCGGGUCCACCGCAAAUUACAGCGUCUUCCUUAAGUUAUCGCCAAACACUGAGACGUCAAUGUCGUACUGUACAUGCCCAGCAUUUGCAUACUCUGCCCUUUUGUCCGGGUCGCAAUUAAUGUGCAAGCAUCUACUCGCGACCCUUCUUGCUGAACGUCUAUCGAAAUAUGUCGAGAGGCCUAUCAACCAGGACGACCUUGCAAUGCUAGUCUAUCGGCAAUGUUCAUAG